AUGAAUUCUCCCUCAUACCUCACUACUACAAAAUCUGUUACAAAACAUUCCUUCAUCAAUACCAAAGAAAAUAAGUGGAAAACCAAAGAAAAUAAGUUGAACCCAAAAAUCAGAAUAUCACAUACACUGAAGAAGAAGAAGAAGAUAAUGGUGAUGACUAAUAUCCAUAGCCAUUGAAGAAAAUAAAAGCUUCCAAAAUGGUUCAUUUGUUUACAUUUGAAAUAUUGCAGAAGGAAUCUGAAGCAAAUGGUUCAAGAUUGAAGAACAAGAAGCAACAACUCUAAAAUAUUAUUCUCUUCAUUUUUUUUUAUAUUUAUGACAACAAAUAUAGUAACAAACCACCCUAUUAUCUGUUCCACUUACAUUAACCCAAUUUCUCUUCAGUACUAUUCUGCCAAAACAACGUUCCCCAUUUUCUCUUUCAUGUAUUCUGUAUGUCAAUACUGUACAUAUUAGUUGCUUCAAUAGUAUCCUAUCUUUGCUUAUCUCAGCUUACCAAAAAAUUAUCACCAUCAUUAUCUCCCUUAUGAGCAAAUUAUCAUUCCUAUCAACAACUAAUCACUCUCUUUGCUCAAAUAAUUUACUUUUUCCUUUCACUGUCUCAAGAAAAAACUUCUUUCCCAAGCCCAAAUGGACUCAUAAUGUGGUUACAGCAUCUCAACGACGAGGAUCCAAAAAGAUCGUGGUCAUAAUGGGUGCUACUGGUUCUGGAAAAUCAAAACUCUCCAUCGAUCUCGCCACUCGUUUUUUCCCUUCUGAAGUUAUCAACUCAGACAAAAUCCAAGUCUACAAUGGCCUUAAUAUCACCACAAACAAAAUCUCAAUGUCUGAACGCAAAGGUAUCCCUCACCAUCUCCUCGGAGAAUUCAACGCGUCCGAGUCACACCCCGAGUUUUCUCCUUCCGAUUUCCGCUCAGCUGCUAGUUGCAGAAUCAACGAAACCAUCAAUCGCGGGAAAAUUCCUCUUAUCGUAGGUGGGUCCAACUCAUUCAUCUAUGCUCUGCUUGCAAAACAAUUUAAUCCGAAAAUAGACUUUCUCGAACCGUCCAACCCGGUUCAGUGGGUAAGCAAUGAGCUUCGGUAUAAGUGUUGCUUUAUUUGGGUUGAUGUUUUGGGAACUGUAUUGAAUCAGUAUUUGGAUAAGAGAGUUGACGAAAUGCUCAGCUCGGGAAUGGUCGAAGAGCUAGAAGAGUAUUUUAAGAAAGAGGGGUUUUCAGAUUCUAACUCAGUGAGUCGGAACAGUGGGAUUCGUAAGGCAAUAGGAGUGCCGGAGUUCGAGAAAUAUUUCAAAGGGGAGGAAUCAUAUGAAGAAGCAGCGGAAGAGAUAAAGGAGAACACGCGCGUGUUGGCGGAGAGGCAGGUGGGGAAGAUUUUGCGGCUGAGAGAAGCUGGGUGGGACCUACAAAGAGUAGAUGCAACGGCGGCGUUUACGGCGGUGAUGACGUCAGAAUCCGGUAAGAGGGCGGCGAAGGAAAUUUGGGAGAAAGAGGUGCUGGAACCAAGUGCAAAGAUUGUGAAGCAGUUCUUGUUGGAGUAGGCAACAGUAAAAGAGAGGCAGUCAAUUGACAAAUAGGGUCGAAUAGUUCGAUCGAGCUCGAUAUGAGUAGUAGCUGACUACUUUACCACUAAGCUGCUGAGGAACAAUAGAAGAUUCGAUCUCAUAAAGUUCAAUUUUUCUUCUCUAUCGAGUUUUUUGCAAACGAGGACAAAUGGAGGAGUGAAGUGGCGACCAAUUUUGUCGAUAAUAGGCUGCCAUUGACAUAGAGCUGCUCUUUUCUCUGCUGAAUGCUAACGUAUAAAAUUCACAAGGAGGCAAGAAACAGAGUCGUUUAAUUUCCCUAGCGUUUUGAGGAUUUAGGAUCACUUUUGGUUUUCUAUUUUAACCUUUUAUUAUCCAUCUUUGAAGAGUUAACAUUUGGGUUAUAAGUGCAAUGGUAUGUUGCUGCUCAAUUUUGUCCGCAAAAAGAACAGAGGAAUAGGAGUUACUAUGUGUUAUUAAAUGGGGUAUAGAGUUGGUUUUUUAAUGUAAAGCUAUGUGUGAUUAUUAGACUAAAUGGUUUAUGCUUAUCAGUUGCCUAAACGGUAAUUACAUAAAAAGUUGCAAAAUGAUGAUCGAUAAGUAUAAAAUUGUUCCCACCAUAGUAGUUCCUUUUAAGACAUCACAUAAAUUUGAAGUGAUGUUGUGCAAGUGAUUCAUGGAAUCGGAACUUUGUAAUAGUAAAAAUGAUUUUUAGGGUCCAAUGCACAAAAUAUUUUGUAAUUUGUAUUCAUGCAGGGUGUGAGGAAGGGUCGCACUCUUAAAGGUGUGAUGGGGACAAUUUUCUCUAAUACAAGCAUUAGUGGCUACUUCAACA
Messenger RNA from Nicotiana attenuata, 2354 nucleotides. Its product is annotated as adenylate isopentenyltransferase-like. The transcript is spliced from 2 exons. Gene Ontology annotation, cellular component: mitochondrion. Gene Ontology annotation, biological process: cytokinin biosynthetic process; tRNA modification. NCBI's taxonomy places the organism in Eukaryota, Viridiplantae, Streptophyta, Magnoliopsida, Solanales, Solanaceae. The coding region runs from base 527 to 1537 and encodes 336 amino acids. Gene Ontology annotation, molecular function: tRNA dimethylallyltransferase activity; AMP dimethylallyltransferase activity. The record is from RefSeq and is a predicted model, not a curated record.